Messenger RNA from Zasmidium cellare ATCC 36951, 216 nucleotides. RefSeq lists its product as uncharacterized. Bases 1 to 216 code for a protein of 71 amino acids. The transcript has 3 exons. NCBI's taxonomy places the organism in Eukaryota, Fungi, Ascomycota, Dothideomycetes, Mycosphaerellales, Mycosphaerellaceae. The record is from RefSeq and is a predicted model, not a curated record.
AUGAGCGGACUUAUGGACAAGGUCAAGGACAAGGUCAAGGGCGCUGGUGGCUCUGGCGACAAGCCAUCUGGCAUUGAGAACACCGCCGACAAGCAAGUCAACACUCAAAUUGACAACGCCACUGACCGAGCUGGUCUUGGUGACAAGUACGACGACAAGAUUGACAAGUUCGCCGACAAGGAGGUCAACAAGCAGAUUCCUGGUGGUCAACAGUAA